AGCCCUCUGAUCCCAACAAUGAACAAUAAUAGCGGGAUGUAAAUAAAUCCCGCCAGGUGACAGCUUAAUAAUAGUUAAUGUCAACUGUUACCAUUGGCAAUUUUUGAGCAUUUGUACAGUGUUCGCCAAGUUGGAAGUUUCAGUAAGAUUUCAUCUCUCGUCUUUACUUUUACACGUUUUAAAACUCUUUAAAUAUCGGAAAAUUCGGAGAAAACAUAUUUCAAAUUCUAAACACUGUCGUGCAGAACUUUCCUAGCCCUUCCUAGUCAAACUUAAGAAUGUCGAACACGAGACUAGAUCUACUGCAUCUUCGUUCAGUAAAAAUAAAAGCCAAGAAGGAUCUGCAUCCAUUUCAUGAUUCAUCUGCCUCAGAUCAAGAAAGAAGGAAUGCCUAUGGAGAUGGUGAACUCGAAGAUGAUUUCAUUGGAUUCAGCCCUCAAGUGUCUCAUACAAAUACUCAAUCCAAAAAACCGAGAAUGUCAAUCAGUGGCCAAGAAAAUGCAGCAAAAUUGAACAAGACGGGAGACUGGGAGCACCAACUGAAAAGGUUCUUUCUCAAGAAAACCUGCUACUACUACUAGACAAA
Messenger RNA from Daphnia pulex (common water flea), 586 nucleotides. RefSeq lists its product as uncharacterized. The transcript is spliced from 5 exons. The coding region runs from base 279 to 581 and encodes 100 amino acids. Lineage: Eukaryota; Metazoa; Arthropoda; Branchiopoda; Diplostraca; Daphniidae. The record is from RefSeq and is a predicted model, not a curated record.